AUGUCUUCGCUCUUCGUCAAGCGCAACAACGCAGUCGAGGUCAACUCAGCCUUCCCUGGCGACAACCACUUCCCAGACCUCUCCUCCGUCUCAGCCAUUGACGACGAUGGCUCUUCCUUCUACUGGGCCAUCUUCGCCGUCAUGACAGCCUCAGCCCUCGCCUUCACCUUCAUGGCCACUCGCGUCGCACCCAGGGAGCGUGUCUUCCACUACAUCACCAUCGCCAUCGUCUCCGUCGCUGCAGUCGCCUACUUCACCAUGGCCUCCAACCUCGGAUCCGUUGCUAUUGCCGUUGAGUUUGCCAACUACAGCAACCUGCCAUUCCGUCAAGUCUUCUAUGCACGUUACAUUGAUUGGUUUGUAACGACACCCCUCCUCCUCCUCGACCUGCUCUUGCUUGCUGGCAUGCCAUGGUCUGAGAUCAUCUUCACCAUCAUCAUGGACGAGAUUAUGAUUGUCACUGGUCUUCUUGGUGCCUUGACUCCUUCAUCUUACAAGUGGGGCUACUGGACAUUCGGCAUGUUUGCCUUCUUCUGGGUCGCCUACGUCCUCAUCUUCACUGCUAGGAAGCGCGCCAUGGCACUCGGUUCUGAUGUGCACCGUGUCUUCCUCGGUAUCUCCAUCUGGACUGCCUUCCUCUGGACCCUCUACCCAAUCGCUUGGGGUCUUUCUGAGGGUGGCAAUGUCACUUCUUCAGAUGGUGAAGCAGUUUUCUACGGUGUUCUCGAUCUCCUCGCCAAGCCUGUCUUUGGCGCUUGGCUCCUCAUCGGACACCGUGGUAUCGGCCUUGACCGUCUCGGCCUCCAUGAGAAGCGUUGGGACCUCGUCAACCAAUCCACACACGUCCGCGAGAAGGACCUGCGUAGGGAUUCUGAGAUGGGUCAUGGUGCUGGUGUUGCACCCGUUGCAGCGACAGGAACACACACUACACCUACUGCUUCUGCAGGUGCACCUGUGUCAGCACCAAUUGUUGAGCACACGACUCACAAUGUCUAA
Protomyces lactucae-debilis is the source of this 996-nucleotide messenger RNA. RefSeq lists its product as uncharacterized. The transcript has a single exon. The coding region runs from base 1 to 996 and encodes 331 amino acids. The record is from RefSeq and is a predicted model, not a curated record. Gene Ontology annotation, molecular function: monoatomic ion channel activity. Lineage: Eukaryota; Fungi; Ascomycota; Taphrinomycetes; Taphrinales; Protomycetaceae. Gene Ontology annotation, cellular component: plasma membrane; endoplasmic reticulum. Gene Ontology annotation, biological process: monoatomic ion transport.